This is a messenger RNA of Mercurialis annua (annual mercury), 1528 nucleotides long. RefSeq lists its product as uncharacterized. The record is from RefSeq and is a predicted model, not a curated record. NCBI's taxonomy places the organism in Eukaryota, Viridiplantae, Streptophyta, Magnoliopsida, Malpighiales, Euphorbiaceae. The transcript is spliced from 11 exons. Gene Ontology annotation, molecular function: protein binding. Bases 104 to 1297 code for a protein of 397 amino acids.
CGGCGCCGUUUAAAUGAUGUCAGAACCCCCAAUAAACCCUUUCGUUCCACUUCUGAAACGAAGACGGAGGCUGUAAUAAUUUACGAACAAUCAGAAAAAAGAAAUGAGUAGUUCAAAUCAACCUCACGAAGAAGAAGAUGACGAACAAGGCGAGGUGUUUCUGGACGAUGAUGAUAUAAUUGGCGAAGUUACGGUUGAUGAAGAAGAACUUCCAGAAGCCGCCGCCGAUGACGAAGACGACAACGACAUCGACGUCGAAGACUCUGAUGACUCUCUGCACAUAUUCACUGGUCAUACAGAUGAACUGUAUGCAGUUGCCUGUAGUCCAACAGAUCCCCAGUUAGUGGCCACAGGAGGUAAGGAUGAAAAAGGUUUUCUUUGGAAGAUUGGUCAAGGAGAUUGGGCUACCGAGCUUCCAGGCCAUAAGGAUUCAGUAGCUAGUUUAGCUUUUAGUACUGAUGGACAGUUAUUGGCUUCUGGUGGGUUGGAAGGAGUUGUUCGAAUUUGGGAUGCUUCAUCAGGGCAGUUGAAAAAAGUAUUUCAUGGUCCUGGAGACGGAAUUGAGUGGGUCAAAUGGCAUCCAAGAGGGCAUUUUCUCUUGGCCGGUUCGGAGGACUCCAUUGCAUGGAUGUGGAAUGCUGAUAGAGAUGAUCCACCUAGUAUGUUUUCUGGACAUGGAAGCAGUGUAACAUGUGGUGAUUUUACCCCUGAUGGGAAAACUAUUUGCACCGGUUCUGAUGAUGCAAGCUUGAGGAUAUGGAAUCCAAGGAAUACAGAAACUGUUCAUGUUGUCAAAGGUCAUUCAUAUCAUAAGGGAGGACUGACAUGCUUGGCAAUGAGAGAUGUCUCAGAGACUACUCUUGCCAUUACUGGUUCACAGGACGGUUCCGUCCACAUUGUUAAUAUAAAUCUUGGAAGGGUCGUUACCUCUCUGGUAUCUCACACUGAUUCAGUUGAAUGUGUUGGAUUUUCACAAAGCUCUACAUGGGCUGCAUCAGGAAGCUUGGAUCAUAGGCUUAUCAUCUGGGAUGUGCAGCAUUCAUUGGCUCGCUCCACAUGCGACCAUCAGGAUGGUGUUACAUGUUUGACAUGGCUUGGAGCAUCUAAAUAUAUAGCUACAGGAUGUGUGGAUGGGAAAAUAAGAAUAUGGGAUAGUCUGUCUGGAGAUUGCGCGAGAACUUUCAGUGGCCAUGCUGAUCCCAUUCAGUCUCUCGCCUUAUCUGCUAGUAUGGACUACCUCGUUUCUGCUUCAAUAGACGGAACUGCAAGGGUGUUUGAAAUUGCAGAGUUCCGGUGAGCGAAUUUAGCAAAAUAUAAGAUUAUAUUCAAAUCAAUCUUAACAUUAUUCAAUAUACAGGAUUUGACAGGCUUUGAAACGUAGGAUUAUUAUGUUAUGUUUCCAUUUCAUCAUUUUUUUUUCUUCUCGGAAAACCUUUGUCUAAUUUAUUAUAUUAUUGAUGUUCUGAUCAACGAAUCAUUUGUUAAAAAUUAUUAUAUUGGGAAUCAAUUUGAAGUUAUUUGAAAUUUA